Molecule: messenger RNA, 3312 nt
Organism: Penicillium lagena
Lineage: Eukaryota; Fungi; Ascomycota; Eurotiomycetes; Eurotiales; Aspergillaceae
Exons: 12
Coding region: 1-3312 (1103 amino acids)
Molecular function (GO): arylsulfatase activity
Source: RefSeq, a predicted model, not a curated record
AUGAAGGUCCUCAGCGCACUUAUUGUUCUCAUUGACUUGGCUAUUGCGGCCAGUAAUGUCAAUAUCACGGAUCAUAUCGCUAUCACAGUGCCCAGCUCAGAGCCGCCUUUUGCCAAACUAGUGGAUCCGGCCCUGGCAUCCUUUUCGCUAGAGUUUCAAUUCUGGCCCACUUAUGCGGGAAAUGCGACAGGCCAGCCAAAUCAUUAUGUGAACCAACUGUUGAGCAACCUAGGCCAGAGAACGGGAAAAACGCCGGCGGUGCGUGUCGGGGGUACGAGCGAAAAUACUGCCUAUGUUGAUACUUCGUUUCAGUUAUGGAACUCUAGCCAGCUGGAGGAAAUCUACGGGCCUUUCAUCAACCGUGCCAAUACCACCAUUGGUAGGGACUGGUAUGUCCUUGCGGGCAAUCUCCCUGCCGGGACUGAAUUCACCUUUGGUCUUAACCUAUACGACCAGUCUGAAGUUGCCAGCCAGGCAAAAAUGCUGGCAGAGGCUUUCCAGGGCUCACGUGCUCAUCUUACAAAGGACGUGACCCUCAAGUUUAUCCAAGUCGGCAAUGAGCCGAACUUCUACUUUCCUACCGCGGCGCAAUAUGUAGCACACUGGAAGCUUCUUGCUCAGGCGGCUCUACGGAACAUAAAAAUGGGCUAUGAAGGCCUACCCACUUUCUGGAUUGGGUCCGAGGUUCUCUCCGAUGGAGGGUUUGACCUGACGGGGACGCUCGAAGCAGGUAUCUUGGACAACCACGAGAUUUCCCAUGCCAAUCAUGUCCUUGAUGAGCAUCAGUACUCUGGUGAAAUGAGCCUUGGCGCAAUUCCUGGAGGCCCAGCCCCUGGGACCUUGAUGAACAAAUCGUCUAUUCGAGGUAACCUCUCUACGGUUUAUAAUGGAAUGCUGAAUACGCAGAGCUACAAAAAAACAUACUACUUGGGAGAAGCCAAUACUUAUGCUGUAGAAGCAAUUUUUGGUCUAUCUAACACGGGAGAAUCAGCAAUUUGGACCGUUGACUACAUGCUCAAGGCCGCUUCGAUAGGCGUCCAGAGAGUAUAUCUACACAGCACGCCUAACCGGCUUUUCUCCGUCUUCCAGCCCGGGUGGGGAUUCACCAAUGGCACUGGGAUUGAUCGCCCCCAUAUAAUGCCAAUGUAUAACGGUCUCCUUGUCGUGGAUGAGAUGAUUGGCAAGACAGGGAAGGCCAAAGUGGCUGAGAUCGAGAACUCGAAUGUCGCCAUAGCGUCGUAUGGUGUGUGGGAGAACGGCGAGCUGAUCAGGGUAGCACUCAUCAACUCCAAUACUUUCGGGCAGCAUGAUACAACCAGACCUGCUUUGAAUGUCACACUGAGCGGUGUGUUCAUGGGAGGAUGUACCACCAUCAAGCGUCUGAACAUUCCUUACACUACAGCCACCGAGGGCAUUUCAUGGGCCGGCCAGUCAUUUGAGACUGACAAUGGUGCACCUUCUGGUAAAGUUGUUGAGGCAACACUCGAGGACACAUCAAUCACAAUUGCGGCUUCCGAAGUUGGGUUCUCCGAUGUGGGUUGUUAUGGCUCCGAGAUCCAUACGCCCAACAUUGAUCGAUUGGCUGGUGAGGGCAUUCGAAUGCUCAACCACCAUGCCGCCGCGGCCUGUUCGCCCACGCGCGCAAUGCUACUUAGCGGAACCGAUGCGCAUCUUGGUGGGUUGGGCGUGCUCAUAGAAUACAAACAAAAUGAGAAGGGAGCAAAGCGCUGGGCAGGUAAAGCGGGAUACGAAGGGUACCUGAACGACCAUGUGGCAACAUUGCCUGAGAUCUUGGGGGACAAUGGGUACUUUACCGCCAUGUCUGGAAAGCAGUGGCACCUAGGACUACGGGCCAGUCAAGGACCUUGGGAGCGUGGCUUUCAAAAGGCAUUUGCCAUGCUUCCAGGUUGUUGCAACCAUUACGGUUGGGAACCAGUGCAGGAGCGCUUUCCGGUUGGUGGCUCGCCAAUUCACGCUGAGAAUGGGGCCAAAGUGGACAUUCAACCCAACAAGACAGAAGAUCCCAAAGGCUUCUAUUCAACGGACUACUACACCAACCAACUCAUCCAGUACUUCGAGGAACGAUCGGAGGAUGACAGAUCAAAGCCAUUCUUUGGGUUCUUGCCGUAUACCGCCCCCCAUUGGCCCCUUCAAUGCUCUAAAGAAAAGCGCGAUAAGUACAAGGGAAUGUACGACGAUGGCCCAUAUGCCUUGCGGGAACGACGCCUGCACAAACUUGCUGAGAUGGGCAUAAUCGACAGAUCCGUCGUACCACAUCAAGUCGAGACAACUACACAGGGUGUUGGAGAGUGGGACGAACUUACAACAGAAGAGAAGAAGUUGUCUAGUCGAGCGAUGGAGGCAUAUGCGGGUAUGUUGGAGACGAUAGAUGAGAACGUCGGCAAGGUGGUCGAAUACUUGAAGAAGACUGGGGAAUACGACAAUACUUUGAUCGUUUUCAUGAGUGACAAUGGGGCAGAGGGAGCUGCAAUGGAAGCCGCUCCGGUCAUGGGAAACAACAUAAUACGCGCCAUUCACCAGUACUAUGACAACUCGUACGAAAAUAUUGGCUCCUGGAACUCAUUCACCUGGCUCGGACCGCUUUGGGCCCAGGCGUCGACAGCGCCAUCGAGACUGUUUAAAUGUUUUCCCUCCCAAGGAGGCAUCCUCGUUCCGUGCAUCGUUAAACCACCUGCCGAUACUUUCCAUCCGUCUUAUUCAUUAGGUUCGUUCAGUCGUUCUUUCACAACUGUCAUGGACUUCGUCCCUACAUUUCUGGAGUUGGUUGGAUUGCCUUUACCCCUUGCCUCCGCCAAAGGCACUACGACACGGAAAAUGACCACAUUCCGGGGGAAGGAUGUUCAUGCUAUACGUGGCAAGUCAUGGGUACCAUUGUUCAGUCAAGGAAAGAAAGUCGAAGAUGAUGAGACGUGGUACAUCCACUCUUCAUCAGAGCCCAUUGGCUGGGAACUUUUUGCUCGGGGCGCACUACGAAAGGGGAACUGGAAGAUUGUUCAUAUCGAAAAAAGCCAUGGGGGAGCUGGAGUGGGAGACGAAGGGUGGGAGCUAUUUAACGUGGCUGAUGAUCCCGGAGAAACGAAAAACGUGGCUCAGGAUAUGCCACAGAAGCUGGAAGAGCUUCUAGCCUGCUGGGAUGAGUAUGUCGUUGAGUGUGGAGUUGUAUGGGGAAAGGCAGCUAUGGACCCAGGAUUGGACGUCGGUGAGGCACCCGAGCUAUGGGAGGAUGAGGUGGAAUUGCAAAAGUCCUGGAUGGGUGCUCGGCAAGGAGAAUGUCCGACCUUUUGUCGUUGA